AUGCGAAGCUUCCUCAACGUCGCCGUCCUCGCCGCCAGUGCGCAGGCCUUGGUUCCUCGCAGUGGAAACUGCUGCUUUCAUCUUACGGCCUCUGGCGGUGGUUCGGGCCCAGUCGGACAACUGAGCGACGGACAGAACCGUAUUGGUGACAACAGUCUUCCCACUGCGACGUACUGCAUUAGCUCCAACGGUGGUCUGACUGAUGAGAAUGGUCGAGGAUGUAUUCUGACACCUCCCACCACCCAGUUCCAAUGCGAUACUGGUGCUACUCCCACCCCUGGCUUCUCGGUGAACUCCCAGGGCAAGCUCACGUACAAUGGCAGCACCAAGUUCUAUGCCUGUGAGACUGGGCAAAAUGGUGGUCUGAACAUCUACACCCAACUGAGCAGUGCUCUGAGCAACUGCAAGUCCAUCGAGCUGAACGCCGACAGCUGUGCCGCCUCAUCUGGCGGUGGCAAUGGUGGUGGUAACAGUGGUGGUAACGGUGGAGGUAACGGUGGUGGCAACAAAGUUUGUCCCACAACCUUGACUGCUGGCAACUAUGAGUUCCCUCACUUGAUUGUGCCGGUCAACUCGGCCUCUCCCAACACCGAGUACGGAACCUCGUUCAACGGCAAGGUCACCAGCACCAUCUCCAGUAUCUUCAACUUUGAUAUUCCGUCAUCCGACUCUGGCAAGACCUGCAGCCUGGUCUUCCUCUUCCCCAACAAGUCUGACCUGCAAACAUCUUCCUACACCUUCAGCGGUGAUGGCAAGAUUGACAUUGCUGCCUUGUCUGCUGCGGCCAAUACCCACACCACGUAUAGCAAUGCCCCUUCGGUCUCCAAGGACCUCGGCACCAUCACCAUCUCCCCCGGCAACUCCUACGUCGUCUCGACCUUUGCCUGCCCCGCCGGUGAACGCGUUGCCUAUGAGAUGAAGAACGCAGGAAGCACCAACCUGGAUUACUUCCAAGACUACAACCCCGCUCCGUAA
This is a messenger RNA of Penicillium diatomitis, 975 nucleotides long. RefSeq names its product putative GPI anchored cell wall protein. The record is from RefSeq and is a predicted model, not a curated record. NCBI's taxonomy places the organism in Eukaryota, Fungi, Ascomycota, Eurotiomycetes, Eurotiales, Aspergillaceae. The coding region runs from base 1 to 975 and encodes 324 amino acids. The transcript has 2 exons.